CCCUGCAAUAAAUACACCGUCCAACCUCCCCAGGCUUCUCGCCCCAGCCUUCCUGACCACUAUCAGCCAUGACCACCUACACCAACAAAGGACCAAAGCCCGAGCGAGGCCGAUUUCUCCAUUUCCACUCUGUGACCUUCUGGGUUGGCAAUGCCAAGCAGGCUGCCUCCUUCUACUGCAACAAGAUGGGCUUUGAGCCGUUGGCCUACAGGGGCCUGGAGACAGGUUCCCGGGAGGUGGUCAGCCACGUCAUCAAGCAAGGAAAAAUCGUGUUUGUUCUCUGUUCCGCUCUCAACCCCUGGAACAAAGAGAUGGGCGACCACCUGGUGAAGCACGGCGAUGGGGUGAAGGACAUUGCAUUUGAGGUGGAGGACUGUGAACACAUUGUGCAGAAAGCCCGGGAACGGGGAGCCAAAAUUGUGAGGGAGCCCUGGGUGGAGCAAGACAAGUUCGGGAAGGUGAAGUUUGCUGUACUACAGACGUACGGAGAUACCACACACACCCUGGUGGAGAAGAUCAACUACACUGGCCGUUUCUUACCUGGAUUCGAGGCCCCAGUGUACAAGGACACCCUCCUUCCAAAGCUGCCCAGAUGCAACCUCGAGGUCAUCGACCAUAUCGUAGGCAACCAACCCGACCAGGAAAUGGUAUCUGCCUCAGAAUGGUAUCUGAAAAACCUUCAGUUCCACCGUUUCUGGUCCGUGGAUGACACGCAGGUGCACACAGAAUACAGCUCUCUACGCUCCAUCGUGGUGGCCAACUAUGAGGAGUCCAUCAAGAUGCCCAUUAAUGAACCAGCGCCGGGCAAGAAGAAGUCGCAGAUUCAGGAAUAUGUGGACUAUAAUGGGGGUGCCGGGGUCCAACACAUCGCUCUCAAGACGGACGACAUCAUCACAGCGAUCCGCCACUUGAGGGAGCGAGGCAUGGAGUUCUUGGCUGUCCCGUCUUCUUACUACAAGCUGCUACGGGAGAAUCUCAAGACAGCCAAGAUCCAGGUGAAGGAGAGCCUGGACGUGCUAGAGGAGCUGAAAAUCCUGGUAGACUAUGACGAGAAGGGCUAUCUCCUUCAGAUCUUCACCAAGCCCAUGCAGGACCGGCCCACACUCUUCCUGGAAGUCAUCCAGCGCCACAACCACCAGGGCUUCGGAGCAGGCAAUUUCAAUUCCCUGUUCAAGGCUUUCGAAGAGGAGCAAGCCCUACGGGGCAACCUCACCGACCUGGAGACCAACGGAGUGAGGUCGGGAAUGUAGGUUAGAACCCAGACCAAGGCAGAUGCCGGGGGCAUCAAUCUUCUGCUGGCUGAGAGACAACCCCAGGGUUCUACCCACAUCAUGACCACGCCCCUCAAUUGCAAGGGUCCCUCCUUGCCUGCUCCCUCCCUGCUGAGUAAAACGACCUUCCCAGGUCCAAAA
This is a messenger RNA of Arvicola amphibius (Eurasian water vole), 1412 nucleotides long. RefSeq names its product 4-hydroxyphenylpyruvate dioxygenase (gene Hpd). The coding region runs from base 69 to 1250 and encodes 393 amino acids. Lineage: Eukaryota; Metazoa; Chordata; Mammalia; Rodentia; Cricetidae. Gene Ontology annotation, molecular function: 4-hydroxyphenylpyruvate dioxygenase activity. The record is from RefSeq and is a predicted model, not a curated record. Gene Ontology annotation, cellular component: endoplasmic reticulum membrane; Golgi membrane. Gene Ontology annotation, biological process: L-tyrosine catabolic process. The transcript has 14 exons.